GUUAACGAGACACUUGAAGGCGCAACUUAGAACAUACCCGUCCACUUUAAUCUUUCUUCACCGCCUUUUUCUGAGGUUUUGAAAGAGCCCGUCGCUGCUCUCUUCCGAAUUCGAAACAUUGAUCAAAGCCCUAACUCUAGGCCAAUUGUCAUCUUCUCCAGAAUUGUAGGAUUAUUAUGAUUCUGGGUUCGGUAUGGGCGACAUCAAGCACUUGCCUGAUGCCGUGCACAGCUCGGUUCGUUCUGGCAUUAUCUUGUUCAACCUGACCAGAGUUGUGGAGGAGCUGAUUUUCAACAGUCUCGAUGCUGGUGCGACCAAGAUAUAUGUUGCAAUUGGUGUUGGCACCUGCUAUGUUAAAGUAGUGGACAAUGGAUGUGGAAUAGAUCGGGAGGGAUUGAUGCUGCUGGGAGAAAGAUAUGCAACAUCAAAAUCUGAUCAGCUGGCUGAUACCGAUUCUGUUGCUAGAAGCUUUGGCUUUCGAGGAGAAGCAUUAAGCUCCAUUUCUGAUGUUUCAUUGUUGGAAGUCAUUACAAAAGCUCAUGGGAAGCCAAAUGGUUACCGCAAGGUCAUUAAGGAAUGCAAGUGUUUGUACCUUGGGAUUGAUGAUGGUAGACAAGAUGUAGGCACAACAGUCAUUGUUCGGGAUUUAUUUUACAACCAACCUGUACGGAGGAAGCAUAUACAGUCCAGCACAAAGAAGGUCUUGCAAUCAGUCAAAAAAUCUGUGCUAAGGAUUGCGCUUGUUCAUCCAAAAGUUUUCUUGAAACUUGUUGAUAUUGAGAGUGAAGAUGAGUUAUUCUGCACAGCCCCUUCCUCAUCUCCUUUGUCACUGGUGAUGAGUAAUUUGGGGAUUGAGGUUUGUGGUUCUCUAUGUGAACUGAAUGUCUCUGAUGGUGUGUUAAAGCUUUCUGGAUACAUGUCCAGUCCUUGUGAUACUUCCUUUCUGAAGGCCUUUCAGUAUGUCUACAUCAAUUCACGAUAUAUCUUCAAAUGCCCAAUACAUAAACUGCUGAAUCAGUUAGCAGCAGGGUCCAACUUUUUGGAUAUGCAGAAGGCUAAAGUUGGGUCCCAGAAUUCAAAGAGAAGUAGGUCUCAAACAGAUGUAACUUUUAUUUUAGACUUGAGUUGCCCGAGAUCUUGGUAUGAUCUAACUUUUGAGCCAUCAAAGACAUCAGUUGAGUUCAGGGAUUGGUUUCCAAUUCUUGGUUUUAUUGAAAAAGCCAUCACAGACUUCUGGAGUGAAAAUUUUUCUUAUGGACAUGGACAUCCCCUUGCACAUGGCACUGGUAGGUCAGUAGAAGAUAAAGUCAAAGGAGAAGCAGACAACAGACUGUUAUCAGAAGAAGCAGCUUUACCAGUGAAAUAUGGAAUUCGAAAAGGAAGGGGCAGGAUCCACAACCCUCCAGCUUCUUUUGUCCUUCCAUGCCCCUGGGUGGAGAUGCAAACUGAUGACUCCAAGUGUUGCCAGAACAACAAAAGAUUUUCUUCUUGUAAUGAUUCAGAGAAAGAGUGCCACACUGGGUUAGGGUUUCUGUAUCAAACUGAUUACUCACUCCAAUCAUGUGAUGGAUAUCAUCCAUUGUCCAGAAUAACUGCAGAAGAAGAGAGUGGCAGUUAUAUGCAGGAUUCCAAUAUUAAUAUCUUUUCUGAUGAAGACUGUUCGUUCAGGAAUAAGUGCUUCGCAGCAGAAAAAAAUAAUGACACUGCAGCCUAUACUUUAGGUUCUAGUUUGCAGGAUGAGUGUCUUAAUAUGGAUGUUAGUAUAAGCAAUACAUAUUCACAAAAUGAAUUAUCUUGUGACUAUUUUGAGAUUGGCACUGAAAUGGAUAAAGUCAGUGGUGACCCUAAAAUGCCCUUCCUGCAAAGUUGCUCCUUUCGGAGAAGCCUGCCAUAUGGCGAGGAAUCACUGUUGAGCUCUGAAGGAUUUGACUUUCAGAAUGAUGGCUUGAGAACCAAACGGAAGCGGCUUGAAACUGAUGACUGGGUUAAUGUUGCAAAAGUUCAUGACCUUGGCCAAAGGUUUGAUUUCCUUCAAACGUCUAUGGUGAAGGAUGGGGCAGCAAGUUUGUGGCCCUCCCCUAGAUCUAGAACUAAAAAUGAUGUACUUAGUGGUGUGGAUUUUUUGUCAAAUGAUUUGCUGAAGUUGUCUGAAAAUUUUGGAGAGUGUUUAGCCAGAGAGAAUGACCCCCUAUCAGAUUUAAGUGCUCAAAUCAGACAAUUUGGUUCUACUCAUCAUUCUUCUGAUUUUAAAUGGUCUCCUGUUAUGUCAGGCCCAGCAUUUGAAGCUAAGUCUCAUGCUGUAGAACAAUUUGCUAAACAGAGUGCCCUUGACGGAUGCAUGGCUUAUAGUAUUAAUGCUAGAUAUGACUGUUUGGCAGACAGCGAAGUUAAGGACUAUGAUUUUCACAUUGACAAUUCCGUCAGAAAUAGCUCAAGCCUUGAAAGUUUCUCCUUUUCAGGCUGGAAUACUGUACAUUCAGAUUCCAGGAGUCAUGCUUGUUCUGGUAAAAAUAGUUCUGGAUUUUUCGGACGGCACACACUUGAUGAUGUCCUCUCUCCUAAAUGUUUAGAUAUUUGUUAUGAUGAAGCAAAAUGGUUAUGUUUAAACUCAUAUGGCAAAUCUGGUGGCAACUGUUUUACAGUAAGACCACAUCAUAUUUCUAAGUCAGUUUCCUCUGAUAAGGAUAAAAAUAAAAAGGAUCGGUUUAUACAUCAAGAGGCAGAGUAUGCUUUUAAGAAAAAAACAAGAAGAAGCCAUUCAUGCCCACCAUUUUAUAGAGGGAAGAAAAAAUUCUUGACUUCAAAUAAUCGCUUGACUGUAGAGUCUAGAAAAGCCAAAGUCUGCACCAUUGAAGAUGCUUCUACUUUCGAAGAAACUAGUGAGUUAAAGCAUUUACAGAGAUCAUCUGGUAUGUGUCAACUACAUUCUGAACCAACUACUUUGGAAGCUCAAUUGGUCUGUACCAGUCUUGCUUGCAGACCAGACAAGAAAAAAGUAGCAGACGACAGUGAUGUUAAAAAAUUUAAAGUGCCUAAGAACUCAGAGGGCCUGUACAUUUGCAGUAGGGAUUCUGUUGAAGAAUUUUCCAAUCCUUUAGAUUCUCAGCCUAAAUGGGGGAAGAGCUGUCAAAACACUGUAAAUGGGAAUAAAUUACAUAAUCUUCAUGAGGGUGCUAUCCUUGACAUCUCUUCUGGCAUCUUACACCUAGCUGGAGAUUCUUUAGUUCCUGAAUCCAUGAAUAGGAAUUGUAUAGAAGAUGCCAAGGUUCUCCAACAGGUGGAUAAGAAAUUCAUUGCAGUCGUGGGCUCUGGAGUGCUUGCUCUUAUUGACCAGCAUGCUGCGGAUGAAAGGAUCCGCCUGGAAGAACUCCGUCAGAAGGUCCUAUCUGGAGAAAAGAAGACAAUCACCUAUCUGGACACUGAAAAGAAACUGGUCCUGCCUGAAACUGGCUAUCAGUUACUGCACAAUUAUGCUGAACAGGUUCAUAAGUGGGGCUGGCUCUGCAAUUUUCAUGGUCGGGGUUCAAGAUCUUUUAGAAAGAACCUGAAUCUUCUACACAAGGAGCCAACUGUUGUCACAGUUCUUGCGGUGCCAUGCAUUCUGGGAGUGAAUUUGACAGAUGGAGAUCUGUUAGAGUUUCUUCAACAGCUUGCUGAUACGGAUGGAUCAUCCACAAUACCACCAUCUGUCCUUCGGAUACUUAAUUCCAAAGCAUGUAGAGGUGCAAUUAUGUUUGGCGAUGCAUUGCUACCUUCAGAGUGCUCUCUUAUCGUUGAAGAACUGCGGAGAACCUCCUUGUGCUUCCAAUGCGCCCAUGGGCGACCUACAACUGUCCCUCUUGUCAACUUGGAGGCAUUGCAUAAACAAAUACAGAAGCUUGGAUCAUCUGAUGGGGUUUGGGAUAUGUCAUGGCGCGGUUUAUGUCGACAAGAACUCAGCUUAGAACGUGCAACAUGCCGUUUAAAGUCUGCACGAGAUACGGAUUCAAAAUUUGUGUAGACAUUGAUGUGUUAUGCCUGCCAACAAAUAAUCAGUAUUCUUGCCACCUGUCUAGUUUCUAAUCACAUUUCUUGUACGUCAAUAAGAUUGUAGCUUUUCUUCCUCCA
This is a messenger RNA of Diospyros lotus (date-plum), 4107 nucleotides long. RefSeq names its product DNA mismatch repair protein MLH3. The transcript is spliced from 27 exons. The record is from RefSeq and is a predicted model, not a curated record. Gene Ontology annotation, cellular component: mismatch repair complex. Gene Ontology annotation, biological process: mismatch repair. Gene Ontology annotation, molecular function: ATP binding; ATP hydrolysis activity; ATP-dependent DNA damage sensor activity. Lineage: Eukaryota; Viridiplantae; Streptophyta; Magnoliopsida; Ericales; Ebenaceae. The coding region runs from base 194 to 4000 and encodes 1268 amino acids.